Dipodomys spectabilis (banner-tailed kangaroo rat) is the source of this 686-nucleotide messenger RNA. RefSeq names its product histone H3.3A. The coding region runs from base 136 to 546 and encodes 136 amino acids. Lineage: Eukaryota; Metazoa; Chordata; Mammalia; Rodentia; Heteromyidae. Gene Ontology annotation, cellular component: nucleosome. Gene Ontology annotation, molecular function: structural constituent of chromatin; protein heterodimerization activity; DNA binding. The transcript has 5 exons. The record is from RefSeq and is a predicted model, not a curated record.
GGAGCGCAGAGCGGUUUGGUCGUUCGUUGGGGUGGUAUCGUCCCUCAGCUCGCCAACUGCAGCUCUUCACUGGGCAACAGCGGCGGCGCGGUGGUCCGAAAAACGGCCUGAAACUCCGGCUUUGGGUGAGAGAAAAUGGCCCGAACCAAGCAGACUGCUCGUAAAUCCACUGGUGGGAAGGCCCCCCGCAAGCAGCUGGCCACCAAGGCUGCCAGGAAAAGCGCGCCCUCUACCGGCGGGGUGAAGAAGCCCCAUCGCUACAGGCCUGGCACUGUGGCUCUUCGAGAGAUUCGUCGUUAUCAGAAAUCCACUGAGCUUCUCAUCCGAAAGCUGCCUUUCCAGAGGUUGGUGAGAGAGAUUGCCCAGGAUUUUAAAACGGACCUGAGGUUUCAGAGUGCGGCCAUCGGUGCGCUUCAGGAGGCUAGUGAAGCGUACCUGGUGGGUUUGUUUGAAGAUACCAAUCUGUGUGCCAUCCACGCCAAGAGAGUCACCAUCAUGCCCAAAGACAUCCAAUUGGCUCGCCGGAUACGGGGAGAGAGAGCUUAAGAGACUGCCCCUCCAGGAUAUCCCUGAGUAAGGGCAAUGGACUGGAAUCUGUAAGGAAGAAAGCAAAAGUUGGAGCUGUUGAAGGUAUCCUGUGCCCAUGAUGGAUGAGAUAAAAAUAAAGUUUUGGAAUGCAGAUUUUU